Mus pahari (shrew mouse) is the source of this 948-nucleotide messenger RNA. RefSeq names its product olfactory receptor 10Q1-like. Gene Ontology annotation, biological process: G protein-coupled receptor signaling pathway. Lineage: Eukaryota; Metazoa; Chordata; Mammalia; Rodentia; Muridae. Bases 1 to 948 code for a protein of 315 amino acids. The record is from RefSeq and is a predicted model, not a curated record. Gene Ontology annotation, molecular function: olfactory receptor activity; G protein-coupled receptor activity. The transcript has a single exon. Gene Ontology annotation, cellular component: membrane.
AUGCUGACUGGGAAGCCUGUCCUGAAUCAAUCUGGGACCACUGAGUUUGUGUUCCGUGUCUUCACCACUGUCCCUGAAUUCCAGGCUCUCCUCUUCCUCCUCUUCCUCCUGCUGUAUUUGAUGAUCCUCUGUGGCAAUACAGCCAUUAUCUGGGUGGUGUGCACUCAUAGUGCCUUGCACACGCCCAUGUAUUUCUUUCUCAGUAGUUUGUCUGUCUUGGAAAUCUGCUACACCACAGAUGUGGUGCCCUUGAUGCUUUCUAACGUCUUUGGGGCCCAGAGACCCAUAUCACUGGCUGGUUGUGGGACACAAAUGUUCUUCUUUGUAACUCUAGGAAGCACUGACUGCUUUCUCUUGGCUGUCAUGGCCUAUGACAGGUAUGUGGCCAUCUGCCACCCUCUGCACUACAGCCUCAUCAUGACACAGAAGCUGUGUAUCCAGAUGGUGAUGGGCUCCUUGAGCUUAGCGCUGUUUCUCUCCCUGCAGCUCACUGCCUUAAUUUUCACCUUGCCCUUCUGUGGACAUGACCGGGAAAUCAACCACUUUCUCUGUGAUGUGCCUCCAGUUCUGCGCCUAGCCUGUGCUGACAUUCAUGUGCACCAGGCAGUCCUCUAUGUAGUGGGCAUCCUGGUGCUGACAGUCCCAUUCCUGCUGAUUUGUAUCUCCUAUGUGUUCAUUGCUUCUACAAUUCUUCGCAUGCGCUCUGCCGAGGGUCGCCAGAGGGCCUUCUCUACCUGCUCCUCCCACCUCACUGUGGUCCUGCUGCAGUAUGGCUGCUGUAGCCUCGUAUAUCUGAGGCCCCGCUCCAGCACCUCAGAGGAUGAGGACCGCCAAAUUGCCCUGGUCUACACAUUUGUCACCCCAUUACUCAACCCCCUGAUUUACACCCUUCGGAAUAAAGACGUGAAAGGUGCGCUGAAGAACUCCAUCUUCCAUAAAGCAGUCUGA